ACAAAGCCAAUCACACUGACUCCCCGGGAGGAGAGUGAGGUGGUUGCCACAGUGAUGAAAUGGAAGACGGUGACAGCCAUCUUUCUUUUGGUUGUUCUGUACCUGGUGAUGGGAGCGGCAGUCUUCAGAGCCCUGGAGCAGCCUCAUGAGAGUGCUCAGCGAUUGGCCAUCCUGUCCCAGAAGCUGACGUUCCUGUCCAGACACUCCUGUGUCAACCAGAGCCAGCUGGAGGAGCUAGUUAAGCAAGUUGUGUCUGCGAUCCGCUCUGGAGUGAACCCUGCAGGGACAAUGAGCAACCACAGCAGCCUGUGGGACCUCAGCUCCUCCUUCUUCUUUGCUGGGACUGUCAUCACAACCAUCGGUUUUGGGAACAUUUCACCCCACACAGAAGGUGGGAGGAUCUUCUGCAUUGUCUAUGCGUUGCUAGGGAUACCUCUGUUCGGCUUUCUCUUGGCUGGUGUAGGAGAUCAGCUCGGCACCAUAUUUGGCAAGGGCAUUGCCAGAGUGGAGAAAAUGUUCGUGCACUGGGACAUCAGUCAGACAAAGAUCCGCGUCAUCUCCACCCUCCUGUUUGUAUUGUUCGGCUGCCUGCUAUUUGUGGCGCUCCCAGCGGCCAUCUUUAAACACAUCGAGGGUUGGUCUGCGCUGGAGUCCCUUUACUUUGUGGUCAUCACCCUGACUACCAUAGGAUUUGGAGACUUUGUGGCAGGUGGUUCUGAAAUAGAGUACUUAGAUUACUAUAAACCUGUUGUAUGGUUUUGGAUUCUGGUGGGACUAGCCUACUUUGCUGCCAUCCUCAGCAUGAUAGGAGACUGGCUCAGAGUCAUCUCCAAGAGGACGAAAGAAGAGGUAGGAGAGAUCCGAGCUCAUGCUGCAGAGUGGACGGCUAACGUCUCAGCAGAGUUCAAAGAAACACGGCGACGUGUCAGUGUUGAGAUCUACGAUAAAUUCCAGCGUGCUGCGUCAAUUAAACGCAAACUGUCCUCAGAGCUGGGAUUUAGCCCCGGCCCCGAGCUCGCUCUGCCAAAGAGGACCACGUCUGUAAAUUUCAUCGAUGACAGGAACGAGAGGGAAGCCGGGGUGCAGACCCCGACGACACCUCUGGCAAGAAAUGGAGGUUUGUUCAUGAACGGGCUGGACCCAGAGAGGGGAGAAAUCUCAGUCAUUGAACACCUCAAGUAGAAAGAGGACAGUCAACAUCUUUCGAGAUCUUUUCAAGAUCUUUCCAUGUGUCAUCGUUGGUGGCAUCAGUACUUGGAGCAGAGUUGCAUGACCAAAUGAACUGUUCUUACUCACAAUUCAAUUAAUAGAGAAAGUGGUACUUUGUGACAUAUUCACCACUCUAAGGGGUUGUGAGGCUUGUUCAAGGACACUUUUCUCACCUCCUUCAUUCCACCAGUGACACAAAGAGCAAGAAGAAGAUACAGAACAUGAGUUGAUCUUGUUGAAAUCAACAGUUAACCCUUAAUAAAAAAAAAAUGUACAAAAACAACAGUACAAAAGUCAGAGGAAUGACCAUGAUGCCUGUCUGUGUUUGCAGCACUCCAAUAUUUAUUUUUUCUUUACCACACAGAAUUAUACAUUACAUUAUUGUUUUUUUAGCACUUUGGUUUAGAGGGAGCCAUGAAACACUUUGACAGAGAGAGAGAGAUGUAUUACAUGCAACAAAGGUUGAACCGUUGACGAUUAUAUGGUGUGUGGCUCUUCCCCUCUGCAGUGUUUUUAAGAAGGACGUUACCGUUUGCCUUUUGAAUGCAGAACGACACUGACAAUCCCAGUAGGCUUUUAACUGAAACAUUACGCAUAUGGUGGGAUGUGACGAUGUCAGAACUAACUAAAAAUGACGGAAGAUGCUAUCUGAACUGCAAAGAUGAUGGGCUCUUGAUUUUGUGCUAAAUCUGCAGAAUGUAAAGAUCAUGAGAUUGAGAGAUGGUGAGAUAUGAUAUUGUUUGAACUACAGAUGAGACCGAGCCGUGUGCCCUAUUGAACUACAACAAUGGAGGAUUGGUUGAGCUCAUAUUAGGACCUUAUUUAUCAGAUUUCCCACCUGGGAAACGUUGAUAACUCACAAGAUUGUACUACACCAAAACUAAACACAAACUAACAGUUUGAAGUCUUUCUAUCUGUAAUUUCCACCAUUAUAACCAGCUGAAUCAGCAGCAAUGUAUUUUGGAAUAGUAGCUUAGGUGAAAAAAGGUUUCUGGGUAGGAUACUGAAUUGGUUGUUUA
Micropterus dolomieu (smallmouth bass) is the source of this 2228-nucleotide messenger RNA. Its product is annotated as potassium channel subfamily K member 2-like. The coding region runs from base 55 to 1182 and encodes 375 amino acids. The record is from RefSeq and is a predicted model, not a curated record. Gene Ontology annotation, cellular component: membrane. The transcript is spliced from 8 exons. Gene Ontology annotation, molecular function: outward rectifier potassium channel activity; potassium ion leak channel activity. NCBI's taxonomy places the organism in Eukaryota, Metazoa, Chordata, Actinopteri, Centrarchiformes, Centrarchidae. Gene Ontology annotation, biological process: potassium ion transmembrane transport; stabilization of membrane potential.